Ciona intestinalis (vase tunicate) is the source of this 1527-nucleotide messenger RNA. NCBI's taxonomy places the organism in Eukaryota, Metazoa, Chordata, Ascidiacea, Phlebobranchia, Cionidae. The record is from RefSeq and is a predicted model, not a curated record.
UGCAUUUAAUUUGUAUUCCAGAUUAAAAUUAUAAAAGGUACAUAUUAUGUUUAACUAGUGAUUUCAUUUUUCAAAAUGAAAUAAGACACUUUAAGGAUACCACAGUACCAAAUAUAAAUGUUGUGAUCACUGAUCCACAAUGGGUGCUUGUUUAGGUACGAAUCGUGGGCGUCACGAACAUAGACACAGCAAUUCAAGACAUCCAGGUACAGGCACUUGGAAAAAUCAAACUCUGCGAAAAGAACAUCCAAAGUGGAGAAGUGACGUGCCUUUAACUGAGGGGCAAUUACGAAGUAAAAGGGACGAGUUUUGGGAUACAGCUCCAGCUUUUGAUGGUCGAAAAGAAAUCUGGGAUGCAUUAAAAGCAGCAGCUGCUGCUUUAGAGAGUGGAGACAAUACACUGGCCCAAGCAAUUAUUGAUGGAGCAAAUAUUUCCCUUCCCCAGGGUACAAUGCUUGACUGCUAUGAUGAACUUGGUGCACUCUACCAAGUUCCUGUGUAUUGUUUAUCCCCGCCGGUGAACUUAAUUCGUGGAGUCACUGCUUCACAAUCAAGGGUAGAGGAGGAACUUGUGGAAAUCAAACCUGGGGAUAAAUCUUUUCCAAUUAAAGUUCGACUGCGAGGUGAAAAAGAAAUAAGAUUAAAAGUUCUUCCAAAUGAUUCAGUAUUAAACUCAAAACGGAGACUAGAAGCACAGGAAAGUAUAGCAGUGAGCAAACAACGUUGGUUUUUCUCUGGAAAAAUGAUGUCGGACUCUGUACACUUACAGCAAUAUAAACUUGAAAAAGGUUAUGUGAUCCAGUGUGUUGUAAGAGAGCAAGAUGACUGAAGACCACACUGCAUUCCUAUUGCCUUAAACCUGCUGGCCACAUGCACUGGUUGGCCGACUCUACAUAUCCUCAAGGCUGUGAAGUAUACUAACUGCGAGAUGAGCAUUUUUGUUUCUAUCAACUAUUCCCGCUGCGUUUUUUAGUUGUUUUUUUCCUAAAAGUUUUGUACUUUUUAGUGUACGCGAGGUUUUUUCUUGCUUUAUGAUUAUUGCUUCCAUUUUCAACGGUUUAAAUUACUAACAUUGCUCUUUUGGAAGUUUAAACUUGGCCAUUAAUAGCUAGUAAGUCCUUCUCCUCAUCUUACAGUUACAAGGUUUAUUUUGCCCAGUUUAAAUUUAUGUUAAUUAAGCCAAUAUUUUUCUAACGCAAUGCUAGGUGUUCUAUUAAAUUGUUUUUAAACAUGCAUGAGAACCUGUUGAAAUGAAAUGUAGGAGUGUAGAUUUCCUUUCUUUUUUAUUUGAACUGUUUUUUAACAAUGUUCAAAAGCGUUUGUAAAUACUUGUUUGAAACAAAACGAAACAUUCAUUUAAAGUUGCAUUUUAAACGUCCAUACAUUGGCUAUUGUAGCAAAUGCGACUUUAGUUAUUUUUGCUGCAUUGUUAGUUUUUCAUGUGAUAUUGUUUUACCCCAUACACUCUUGUAUGUAUGUGCAAUUAAAUUGUUCAUCUUAAAUACAUACAGCUUUCAUAUAAGAUAA